AUGACUGCUCUACAAAAACUAAGAUGGUUAACGCUUGAGUACAACUAUAUUGAAAUAUUACCCAAAUCAAUGGACAAGAUGGAGUCCCUGGUGCAUUGCAACUUGAGACAUAAUCAGAUCCGUGAAUUCCCUGCUUCUAUUAUGAAGUGUCCAGACCUGAUGUUUCUGCAGCUCAAUCAUAAUCUGAUAUCCACCAUGCCACCAAACUUUGACACCAGAUCUCUGACAAUGUUGGAAAUGAUCGACAUGCGGUUGAACCCCAUAUGUGAUAUGCCGCAUCCAGAAUACCCUCUGGUUCGGUUCAGCGAGGAAAUAACACCCAACCCUCAGCCAUCGGGCAGUAGGGUUCAUGCUACCCAAGCUUUGGCAGUCAAUGCAACGGCUUUGCGUUUGCCAGCUGUUCCAGCGCCGAGGCAUGGAGAUCCCGUAGUAUUGAAACCUGGGCCCGAGAUGGAUCUGGACGCUUCGUCCAUCGAGUCCUCUGAGGAUUGGGAGAACAGCGUGAACAGUUCGGAGCUGGACGUGCAGUACCAGAGCGAUGAAGAGCGUGCCGAGAACGAGGCUAUCGGGAUGGUGUUGCCAGAUCUAUCUCGAUACGCCUCAACGGCCAGC
Messenger RNA from Iphiclides podalirius (scarce swallowtail), 612 nucleotides. The record is from the annotation of a GenBank genome assembly. NCBI's taxonomy places the organism in Eukaryota, Metazoa, Arthropoda, Insecta, Lepidoptera, Papilionidae.